AUGGAGCCCUCCGACUUGUACUUCCCCGUGUACGCGCCGUUGAUGUCAGGAGUCGACUCUGCCAUGAUGCAAGGACGGGAUGAGAACCUUAAAUGUGAAGCCGGAGCAGCAACUCGGCCGCAGCCGCCAGUCCAGCAAGUCCAGCCGACACCACCACCGGCAUCAUCGCCACCUUUUGGACCCCAACCUUUUCAACCCAAUGUUGUACAGAGACCUUGGCCUGGAAUUCAACCCCGUUCUCGCCUCCACCUGCAAGGCAGCCCGGAAACGGAAACUAUCCAGACAGUUGGGAAACCCGGUACGGUUCUCACUCUGGCCUGUUUAAACUGCCGAGCAAAGAAGAUUAAGAGGAUGGCGGUUGCAAGAAAUGCAAAAAGCUGGGAAUACCAUGCCCGGGGCCCGAGGUUGACGAACGGAAAAGUAAAAGAACAUGAGGAGGGCGAGUCCUGGUCGACUCUUAGUGCAUGGGGAGCAAGGGCCACAGGGCCACCUUUUGGCUGCCGCCUUGAAGUCGACAUGGACACUCAGAACUAUUUGCUCGACCUAUACUGGAAGUACCAACAUACAGAGCUACAGGUAUUUCACCAAGGAGCGUUCAUGCGCGAUAUGGCUGCAGGCAGAACAGGCUUCUACAGUAAAACUUUGCUCUAUUGCAUUAUGGCAUGCGCGGCAAGAAUCUCACCCCGGCCAGAAAUACGUGUUUUAGUCCUGCCGUCCGAUAGAGUCCACAGAGGAAAGGAGCCAUCGCACCCAGGUGAUCACCAGUGCUUGUUUGCUGAAGCUUCAAGAUUACUUGAAGAAGAGAGAGAAAAUCCUGGGGUAACGACUAUACAGUCAUUGCUAUUACUAUCAGUUAUAUAUUGUGCAUUCUCUAAUGAUAUGGCGGGUUUGGCACUUACAAACACAGCUUGCCGUCUUGCGAUUGAGAUGGGCCUCCACCGUGACUGUUCCAAUGAGCGUAUUCCACAAAUUGACAUGGAAGCUCGCCAGAUUACUUUUUGGGGAUGUUUUGUUUUCGAUAGUAUGCAAUAUUGUGCAGCGAUCAUUAUCCUAUAUCGCCCACUAGCUGGCUUUGGAAAGGUUGACACGCGAAAGAUAGAGACUGCGGACAAAUUUCGAAAUAUCUGUGUACUGCAUGCCAUCAAAAUCGCGCACUUCCUCGCGGACUAUCGGGGUUUCCAUAACAAUGCAACCACCCUAAGUGGAAUAGCGCUACAUAUUAUUGAGAUGGCCUGCACCGUACUCAUAUCGGACAUUGCAGAAAGGAUCAAAACCACUGACGUAACCAAUGAGUACACCUAUUUAGCCAUCUGCGUGCAGACACUCCUGGAAUUAGAACAAACAUAUCUGGUCGCUCAAAAGGUCCGCAAAAUACUCAAGAAAAUCAUCGACAUAUGCAACCUCGACUUGAACCGGCUUAAGCAGGUGUUGGCAUAUCUAGAUGCUCGAUAUCAAACUUCUCCUGGUUUUUCUGCGGAGACAAAUGUCGGCCCGUCGUCGCGAAUAUCGUCUGCGAACCUCGCUAGACCGGACUACAGGGACAGCACUGAUACAAGGCUCCAUGGACACCAAAAUUUAUCCACAGAGCCUCACGAUCCGCCGCCUCAAAACCUGCAUGUUCCAAGCUCUUCAGUUCCCGAUGCACCCUACCAUGAGUUUACAGAGCAAGAUAUUUUCCAUACGUACGAGCUCCCUCUAGACCAGACUCGUCACUUCGAACAAUGA
Messenger RNA from Histoplasma capsulatum G186AR, 1725 nucleotides. RefSeq lists its product as uncharacterized. The transcript has 4 exons. The record is from RefSeq and is a predicted model, not a curated record. Gene Ontology annotation, molecular function: DNA binding; zinc ion binding. Lineage: Eukaryota; Fungi; Ascomycota; Eurotiomycetes; Onygenales; Ajellomycetaceae. Gene Ontology annotation, biological process: DNA-templated transcription. The coding region runs from base 1 to 1725 and encodes 574 amino acids.